AUGGAGGGGCGCGAACCCAGUUUAACCAAAGGUGAAACUGUCUCGACAAAUGGGAACGAUGGUACGACGGAGGUGCAGCAGCGGGCACAAAGGCAGAAGACGGGAGACUCAGAGGCUAAAGACCUUACUAAGGACGAACGAAUCGAGUUGGCGGGGCACGACAUCGACGACGCGUGCGGGCAGUUCGAGGAGAAAAUGAAGACCCGCGAUUAUCGACCCUUCGUCGACGAAUCAGGCUUUGUGUACCGCUUCACAUUGGUGAGAAAGGAUAUAUUGAAGAACCGGCUUGCAAAACAUCGUAUGAAGGUGCGCUAUGCGCCUCAUUUCUCUUCCCAGCCCGAUACCAAUUACCCGAUAUGCCACGGAGCGGUUGAGGGCAAGCGUGGAGAGCCGGGAAAAGAUAUGCGUUUCAGGUGCUCUGAAGACCCGGAAUUACGCUCGAGACUUCCUCCCUGUCCGGUGCCGAUGUACAUCUUUUCCAAACAAUACCCAUUUUCUCGGAACCCUGUGAUUGAGAGCUCCCUGCCUCGACACCUCAGACCUUCAAACUCCAAGCUUCGUGUGCGCAUUCCCGAUCCAUGGGCUUUGAGCCUGCAACUCUUUGAGUCAGACUCGGUUUCAGGUGGUCGGAGGUCCGCCCGGCGUUUUCCUUCCCUUUCCGGGCUCACAAAUGCGGGAAGCCGUCGAGCCACCAAGUCAUACGCAUGCUACUCGGUCCACACGCGAUCGGACAUGAUGUAUGUGCAGACACUGGCUCCAUCAGGCAGCACAUUUGACUUUGCAUGGGACAUGUUCUGUAACUUCUUCAACAACAGGGUGGGCGCUGACUGGAAUGAUGUACAGGCGGAAUUGACGGAUAUCCGGCGCGAACGACUCUUGAGCGAAAACUUGCGUGGAAAAGAUGGAGCAGAUGACGGCCAGCGCUUGUGGCUCCCAAUAUCAACAGCACCUCAGUGUGUCAAUGAAGGUGACGCAGCUGCCGACUCUGUUGAACCUAGGAGGAGGAAGCCGAGCGUGACGGUGCUGAUGCAUAGUCAUAAGACUAUUCCGGAUACCAACCUGGAGAUUCAGGCGAGGACCCCAGAAAGCGGAUGGUGA
Messenger RNA from Fonsecaea monophora, 1098 nucleotides. RefSeq lists its product as hypothetical. The coding region runs from base 1 to 1098 and encodes 365 amino acids. The record is from RefSeq and is a predicted model, not a curated record. The transcript is spliced from 4 exons. Lineage: Eukaryota; Fungi; Ascomycota; Eurotiomycetes; Chaetothyriales; Herpotrichiellaceae.